Molecule: messenger RNA, 944 nt
Organism: Rhizopus microsporus ATCC 52813
Lineage: Eukaryota; Fungi; Mucoromycota; Mucoromycetes; Mucorales; Rhizopodaceae
Exons: 3
Coding region: 122-871 (249 amino acids)
Molecular function (GO): phospholipid binding; protein binding
Source: RefSeq, a predicted model, not a curated record
UAGAUUGUCAAUAGAUAUAUAUAUAUAGACUAUUUAUCUCUUCCCUCUUUCUCUCUUUCUUUAUUUCUUUUUUUGAACCGUUUUGUAAAUAUUAUUUAUGUAUAUUCUAUAGACACAAACUAUGUUAGCCAUUGCAAAUACAAAUACCCCCACAGUAAACAACUCAACACGUCUUGUUUCAUUCUUUUUGAAAAAGAAACAAAGUAGCUGGUCUCUACGCUCUUUUUCAAAAAAUAAAAAAAUAUUUACUCAUAUAAGCACAUCUGCAUCAUCCUUACCACUAUCUACAACUCAAGAUGAGGAUUAUACCUUACCUCCAAGCUAUGAUGAUAAAUCUCAUCCUUGGGCGUUUCAAUUUCCAAAACUCAUGACGAGCCGUGUCAUUCAUCCAAGAGAAGAAGAAGGCCGGGAAGAGCUACCUGACUACGAAUGCACAGUUGAAAAGAUGGGCUCGGCUUAUGUUAAAUGCGAAAUGACUGAGCCUGGUGUUCGAUCAACAAAUAGAUCGUGGAGGUUUCUGUAUUUACAGGUCCGUGGUACAAUGAUACUAGGUUAUAAACACAACCCCAAGCAUGAAAAACGUACAGAGCCUAUCUGGACACAUUCUAUGCAAGGGGCGCAAAUUACUGUGGCAACUGAUUAUAUCAAGCACCGGCAUGUGCUACGUUUGCAAAUCGCCAAUGGACCUCAAUUAUUGAUCAAGACUCAAACAGACGCAGAGAAAAUGAAUUGGAUAGAUACAAUUGAAAGCUCAAUCAACAUAAGCACCGAUAUCGAUUACAGGGAUAUGCCUCAAUUUAUCACUUUACGCAUUAGGCAUCGUCGUCACCAUCAUAGAGAUCGUCGUCCAAUGGAAGAAACACUGGUUUAAAAGUCACGUGGACUGUAAUAAGGAGCAGAAAAAAAACAUUUGUAUUUGAUAGGGUGAUUUUUCUCUUUUUUUU